Messenger RNA from Xyrauchen texanus (razorback sucker), 2435 nucleotides. RefSeq names its product gastrula zinc finger protein XlCGF8.2DB-like. The record is from RefSeq and is a predicted model, not a curated record. Gene Ontology annotation, molecular function: RNA polymerase II cis-regulatory region sequence-specific DNA binding; DNA-binding transcription factor activity. Bases 259 to 1215 code for a protein of 318 amino acids. NCBI's taxonomy places the organism in Eukaryota, Metazoa, Chordata, Actinopteri, Cypriniformes, Catostomidae. The transcript is spliced from 3 exons. Gene Ontology annotation, biological process: regulation of transcription by RNA polymerase II.
CGCGGAAGCAUCAUGGCGGCAGGUUGGAGGGUGUUCUGAGAGCGCAAACAAAAUUAAAUCCAGAUGAGAAGAGAACAAAAACUACAACAGAACCUUUGGUCAUCAAUAACAGAGAUGAAAAUUCACACUUUCAGUGAAGCCACUCCCGCAACUAUUUACCAAUAAAUACUGUGAAUAUUCCCGUCAUCCUACAAGAGAAGUGCUUCAGACCAGCAGGAAGAUCUCCAGGUGCAACAACUGAAAUCUGUGUGAUAUACAAUGGAAAAGAUGGAGUUUGUUAAAGAGGAAAGUGAGGACAUGAGUUAUCCAGAAUCAUGCAGACUGAAACAGAAUGAAGAUACUGAGGAACAAAGAGACAUAAUAGAAGUGAAAAAGGAAAGUCAAGAACUGAAUGAAGCGGAUGAGAAACCUCAAAAUCUGAAGUCUUCAAACUUCACACAAGAAGAAUCUUCUAGUAACUCGCACUCUGGGAAGAAUUGCUUUCAAAGGAAAACUCGAAGAACAAAAGACAAAAAAUCUUUCACCUGCCUUCAGUGUGGAAAGAUCUUCAGAUUUAAAUGUAUACUGAAGGAGCACAUGAGAAUUCACACUGGAGAGAAACCGUUCACGUGCCCUCAAUGUGGAAAGUGUUUCAGACAAAAAAAACUCUUGAAGAGUCAUAUACAAGUUCACACCGGAGAGAAGCCAUACGCAUGCCAUCAGUGUGGGAAAAGUUUCAUGCAUAGAAGAGACCUUAAAAGACACCUAAGUGUGCACACUGAGGAGAAGCCACACUCGUGCCCUCAGUGUGGAAAUAGUUUUAAGUUUGAAAAAGAUCUUAAGAGGCACAUGAGAAUUCACAAUGGAGAGAAGCCUUACACGUGCCCUCAGUGUGGAAAGACUUUCAGACUAAAAGAACACCUCAAGAGUCACAUUAGGAUUCACACUAGAGAGAAAUCUUUCACGUGUCAUCUGUGUGGGAAAAGUUUCAAAUGUGCAUACACACUCACGAGUCAUCUCAGCAUUCACUCUGGUAAAAAGCCAUUUAACUGUGAUCAAUGCGGUAAACAGUUUAUGUUUCCGUCACGUCUAAACGAACACCUUAGAGUUCAUACAAAUGAAAGGCCUUACUUGUGUUUACAUUGUGGAAAGAGGUUUUCAUGGCCAAGCAGUUUAAAAGAUCAUCAGAAAAAAACAUGUGUGCUGGAAAGGACUUUAUUACACCCAGACACUUGAAGAAACACCAAUUAAUACUAGAGGGACAAGUGCUCAUUGUGACAAGAGAGUGCAUCGGAAAACACAUGAGUUCAUACUGGAGAGUAACAAUACCACUGCCCUCAGUGUGAAUAAAGCUUCCCCAAAUAAGAGAGUCUUCACUCCUAUUGAAAAACAUUGUCAAAAGUUGUCACGGUGAGCAAAGGUCAACAUUUUCAAGUAAAUAGUUUGAGAUCAAAGCCACCAGGAUACGGUAGACAGAAUAUGGAAAUCAUCAGUGACAACAUCUGUCAUGCCAUCACCGAUAUGAAUGAUUUUCUUUCUUCUGCUCAACACAAAGGAAGAUUUUUAGAAGAAUAUCUCUGCUCUGUUGGUCCAUACAAUGGAAGUCAAUGGUGUUAAGUGGUGGUGGUGUAGUGGUCGAAGCACAUAACUGGUAAUCAGAAGGACACUGGUUCGAGCCCCACUACACACUAUGUGGGAUCGUCUGACUACAGAGAACAUCUAGCUCUGGGCCAGCUUUCCUUAAAUAUCCAGACAGAAUAAACAUUGUGUACCAAAUGGUUUUAUCCUUUGAACAAUGAGAAUUUGGGGGGAAUGGGUUCUUGUCUUCCUGGGGUUUAAUCUUAUUAACAUACAGGCAAGGUGGGGGAUAGACCUGCAGAAUUAUACAGUGUUUGGCAAAGACCUUAUAACUUUGUUGUCAUUAGUUUAACAAACCUGGGAAAAGGAACAUUAUGCCAGUCGCACAGAGAACUCUUAAAUUAAAUCAAACAUGACUAGUUAUAUUACUUGUUUUCAUGGUUUUUCUUUGUUACAUUUACACAUAUACAUUUUGUGUGUCUAUGUGUGUGCCUUAACACUUCUCAAUGAGUGUGCAGGGCCUUAAAAGGAGUACUUUUGUGUUUUGGAAAUUAAGCUACACUCCGAAACAUUAUUUAGGAUUUAUGCAUUUCAAUGCGUUAUAACAAAAUUCCAUCCAAUUAUGGAGUUUCAUGAAAUGUGUAAAUCUAAAAAUAGGCUAAAGUAUUUUUUUUUUUUGAGCAUAGGCAAAAACACGAGUGGGGAUGAAUAUGUGUAUGGAAAGAUUUAUUUAUUCCCCCUCUGCUGUUUAAUUAGUUUUUCAUUAAUCAGUCAAGCUGGGAUGUGGCAGGUUUUAGUUUGAUUUUGAUGUUUUUGACCAAGGCCACAAAUGCUGAUGUACAUGAAAUUAUGAGAAAUAAAACAAAGAAUUAAAAAUC